Zonotrichia albicollis (white-throated sparrow) is the source of this 2412-nucleotide messenger RNA. NCBI's taxonomy places the organism in Eukaryota, Metazoa, Chordata, Aves, Passeriformes, Passerellidae. The record is from RefSeq and is a predicted model, not a curated record.
CAUUGAGAAACUGAGGCUUCUCAUCUUGCCAGGAGUAGAAAUCACGCAGAAGGGGUUUUUCAUAAAAUACCACCAUGACAAGGGGGUUGAGUGCACUCUUAGUAAGCUGGCAGACCCAGCUUGGAUGGCAUUUUUGGGGGGUUGGGAAGGCUCUGCAGAGGGCCAUGGGGUGGUGCCAGUGGCAGGAGGCUCAUCAGGGCCAAAUGUUGGCUCCUGCACCUGGGUCACAACAAAUCCCUGCAGUGCUCCAGGCUUAGCCCUGAGGGCCUGGAAAGCUGGAAGGACCUGGCCAUGCUGGGUGACAAUGGCUGAGGAUGAGCUCCGUGUGCUCAGGUGGCCAAGCAGGCCAGUGGCGCCAUGGACACACAGAAUAGAGAUCCCUCACCCAGUCAGGAAAUCCAGGCUGCACUGAGCAGCAGCAGGGCACGGCCAGACAAGUGUGGUUCCUCCCUAAACAUCCCUAGCAAACCUUGGAACCAUCUGAGAUGCUUUUCUCCCUCCAUUCCAUAAUGGAUCCUUUAUCCCCUGGGCAUUAACUCUGCCUCAGGCUGUGAGCUGACCCCAGAGCUGUUCCCACUGACCCACUGGAACAGGUCCCACACCCAGCCAGGGGCUGCUGGAUCUCCUGGCACAGCCCUUGGAAGAGCUGGAUCAGUGUCCUUUUCUCUGCUUAGGUUCCUCUCUGGUUUCUCUACCUGCUGGUGGGUGUCUGUGCCCCUUUGUGCAUGUGUAGACCAAGCUUUUAUUGUAUAACCAGAAAAAUUCACUUUGUGAAGGAGCAGAGCAGUGUUUUAAUCACUGCCCGGAAGGCUUUACUGAUAAAAAUCCUGUAGCAAUGACUGAACUUUUUUAUUUCAAAGCACAAUUGAACACAAGCUCCAGGGCAGCAAGUUGUGAGAGUUAUAAUUUGAGAGUCUGUGGUUAUGAGAGUUAUAAUUUGCGUUUUUUCAUCUUGCAAAGGGAAGGAGUCACUACACUGCCAUGAAAAUUCCCAUUUUAAUCCUGCUCCAAUUAUCACAAAGUUCCUUCAUCUGCUCAUGUCCUCAUCCACAUGACGUGAAGCACUACAAGAACUUUUUAAUUAGCCCCAAAGUGACAAAAUCUAGUUUUGCUAAUUAUAUUAUUGUUAUUCUUUUUUGAAUGACCAGAAGCGCAAGGUGAUUUGGGAUUUUGCUUUCUUUUUGAAUCCCAUCAUUUCCCUUCACAAAGGCAUCAUGAAUUCUAUAAGGGAAGGUUGUUGGAGUCCUCUGUUGGAGGGAUAAAGAAUGGAAUCAAAGAACAUCACCACCACUGUGACAGAAUUUGUCCUGUUGGGCCUGACACAGAGCCACAAGGUGCAGUAUUUUCUCUAUGUGAUCUUCUUUCUCAUCUAUGUGAUGACCUGGCUGCUGAACUUCACCAUCAUGGCCACUGUGGCUGUGGACCGCCACCUCCACACCCCCAUGUACUUUCUCCUGGCCAACCUCGCCUUCCUUGACAUCAGUGACUCCUCAGUCAACACUCCCAAGCUGCUGUCAGGCCUCCUCACCCAGCACAAAGUCAUCUCCUUCCACCAGUGUUUCCUCCAGAUGUUCUUCUUCCAUUUCAUUGCAGGUGCAAUGGCAUUUCUGCUCCUGGCCAUGAUGGUGGAUCGCUACGUGGCCAUCUGUGAGCCCCUGCGCUACCUGUGCAUCAUGAGCUGGAGCACCUGCACAGGCCUGGUGGCAGCUGCGUGGCUGGGUGGGUUUCUCCAUUCCAUCACACAAACCGGCCUUCUCCUCCAGCUGCCAUUCUGUGGCCCAAAUGUACUGGACAAUUUCUACUGUGACAUCCCCCAGGUCAUCAAACUGGCCUGCACUGACACUCGCGUGGCUGAGCUGCAGAUGGUGUUUAACAGUGGAAUGAUCCUCAUCAGCCUUUUUGUGAUCUUGAUUAUUUCUUACAUUGUCAUCUUGCUGAAGAUAAGGACGUGCAUCACGGAAGGGAAGAUAAAAGCUCUGUCCACCUGUGGAACACAGAUAACUGUUGUGAGCUUAAUAUUCAUCCCCUGCAUCCUCACCUAUGCCCAGCCUUAUAAGAAAUCCCCUGGGGACAAGGUGGCCUCUGUUGUUUUCACUGUGGUCACCCCAAUGCUAAACCAAAUGAUCUACACACUCAGAAACACUGAGAUGAAAAAGGCCAUCAGGAGAACGCUGGGGAAAAUAUUUCUGUCAGCAGGAAAGCAGAAACUGGAGCGGACAGCAGAUCCAAAGUUAUCAAAUGUGAUGCUCCCAUGACAAAACUGUGCUCAUCACUGAUAUUCCUGUGUAAAAGAAUGUGGGGUGCCCCUGACUCUGGGAAUGAUUGGUGUCUGACUCUAUUGAUUCAGAAUGCUGAACAAUUGCUUUAAUAGACUAUACUAUAUUACACUGGAUAAAGUUUUCUUUGUCCCUU